UUUUGACAAGCAGUUUCAAUUUUCAUGGCACUAUUCUUCGUCUGCUUAUUUUAUAGAUUUAAAAAGUACACUACACUUUAUGAUUUUAAAAUAAACUAAAUAAAUAUGUUAAUUAACGGUAACUUAACUUUAAGAUUUAAAGCAGCUGAAUUGCAUUACUUCAACUGGUUAUACAGUGUGGCACCAUGUUUUGCUGUAAACGCGUCCAAAAUCAAUAUAAUUACUAAUCCGCGGAAGUUCUAUGAUUCUUUAUAUGAAAGGUUUAAAACAGCUAAUCGUCGGAUAUCGGUGGCUAGUUUAUAUAUAGGAACGGGGGCUCUGGAAAGAGAUUUGUUGAAAGUGACAAAGGAAAAUAUGAUGGGGAAUAAGUCAUUGAAAUUGAGUGUUUUGCUGGAUUAUCAGCGAGGAACACGGGGUGAGGUAAACUCGCGGAGCUUAUUACAAGAAUUCCUGACAACUAUUCCAGAGCAGUGUAAUAUUUCUUUAUACCAAACACCUCGGCUCCAUGGCUCUUGGUCCAAAGCUCUGCCAGCCAGAUAUAAUGAGAUUGUGGGUCUUCAGCACAUGAAACUGUAUAUAGCUGAUGACUCGGUACUGUUGAGCGGGGCCAACUGUUCCAAUGAUUACUUUGAGAGGAGACAGGACCGAUAUAUUGAAAUCCAGGAUGCAGACUUGGCUGAUUUUUAUUGUGAACUUAUAGAUGAAAUGAGUAACUACAGCAAAAGAUGUGUUAAGGAUGGUUAUAUUGAAAAUAAGCAUCCUUCAAGAGAAGCUGUGACUCAGGAAGUAAAUGAGAAGAUAAUUAACUUCAUUGAGAGAUGGCAUAACAAGCAGUAUUCAAGCACCUUAUCAAGUGUUACAGAUCCCAAUAAGGACACAUGGGUAUUUCCACUAAUCCAAAUGGGCGAGUUUGAUGUCCGGCAAGACGAAAGAGUGACGCAAGGUUUGCUCGGCUCCGCUCCAUCCAACUCACUCAUCCAACUGGCCACUGGCUAUUUCAACUUGACUGGAGAGUAUGCUGACACUUUGCUGAAGGAUUGCAAAGCAAAUAUUAGUUUGUUGAUGGCUCAUCCAAAUGCAAACGGAUUUAUGGGGGCUUCAGGGCCCGCUGGGGGCAUUCCACACGCAUAUUCCCUGAUAGCAAGAAAAUUCUGGAAUCGAGUAGAGGCGUCUAAUCAAACGAACCGGGUGCAAAUGUUGGAGUAUGAACGACCAGACUGGACAUUCCACGCAAAGGGCUUAUGGUACUACCCGCCGGGUAGUGGGGUCCCUUGGGGCACGCUGGUGGGCUCGGCGAACCUCGGCGAGCGUUCUGUCAAGCGCGACCUCGAGGCGCAGGCUGCCAUUUUCACCGUCUCGUCUGAACUACAGGAAAAACUUCACAAUGAAGUAGCUCUUCUACAUGCGCACGCGGCGGAGUGCAGCCGCGAGCUGCAGGAGCGCUCGGCGCCGCUGUGGGUGCGCGCUACUGUCGGCCUCUUCCGGACAUAUUUCUGAACUAAGGGUGACAGGCAUUCUUACACAGAGCAGCAACUACAUAAUUUUCUUGUUUUGGACCGCACUUGUUUGGGUAUUAGAUCUCAAACUACAUACGACCUAGGUAAUUAGGUAUCGAUGUAUUUCUGGCAGGGUUGCAUGGUGGGCCAUUUACAGAGAGGGUAUCCUCCUAAGGCCAUACAAAUGAAAAAUCCAAAAUUUGCUACUGCAAUUUGAACCUAUGGUGUAGGAAAUAAAGUCGAUUUAGUUUUGUUUGAAAAUUGGACGAAUCAAAACAAAUACAAUCGAAAUGAAUAAGUACUAUAGCUAGAAUCGUGAGCCUUAGGCGGAUACGGCUAGACAAAUAAUCUUCGAGCAACACCGACUUCCAACGCGUUGGAAGCGAGGAGCGAUAUCUUACCGUACAAAUCGUUCUGCCAUUCUUUGCAGGGGAAACGUGCACUCAAUCGCACGUCUCACACACUAUAUACAAAAUCCAAUCUGUAAUGACGACACAAAUACAUAGGAAAUGACACACGUCAAAGACAAAUCUUGCACACCUCGAUCUCUUUUUGUGUACGGACGACACACACCGCGCCGCGCUAUGCCCAGUUGGGCAUGUGCUUCGGCAGAAGAAAAUAGGGCGAAUGCCGACUCUCUGCCCGGUGUUGCUCUUAGGAAAUAGUGGUCGCCAAGAGUUUGAGAAAAGUUAUGUACUUAGUUUUACUCAAAUGGUGUGCGCAGAUUAAUAGCUGUUAGGAAAACUACGACUUAAACGAGAAUACAUAUGAAACCAAACGAUAGAAUUAUAAAUAUGUAGGUAAGCUCGAUAUAAUGGUAAAUUAUUAAUAUAAAUGUAAGUAUUACGAGCAAAUCUCGUAUUUCAUGACACCAAUCAACGUAAUUCGACUGUAGUAGUACCUAAUAUGAGUCAUAUAAUAUAUUACAUAGUUCAUAUUUUUAAUUGUUGUACAUUUUUCAGAAUGAGUGAGUUUUUGUUAAGUUUUAAGAUUGUUUUGUAAGUAUUUUAGCUUUAAUAUCGUUGUAUUUGUUGAGAAAAUGAAUGACUUCGUUA
Molecule: messenger RNA, 2551 nt
Organism: Cydia fagiglandana
Lineage: Eukaryota; Metazoa; Arthropoda; Insecta; Lepidoptera; Tortricidae
Gene: PGS1
Product: CDP-diacylglycerol--glycerol-3-phosphate 3-phosphatidyltransferase, mitochondrial
Exons: 7
Coding region: 106-1497 (463 amino acids)
Biological process (GO): cardiolipin biosynthetic process
Cellular component (GO): mitochondrion
Molecular function (GO): CDP-diacylglycerol-glycerol-3-phosphate 3-phosphatidyltransferase activity
Source: RefSeq, a predicted model, not a curated record